Messenger RNA from Solanum pennellii, 876 nucleotides. RefSeq lists its product as uncharacterized. The transcript is spliced from 3 exons. NCBI's taxonomy places the organism in Eukaryota, Viridiplantae, Streptophyta, Magnoliopsida, Solanales, Solanaceae. The record is from RefSeq and is a predicted model, not a curated record. Bases 1 to 876 code for a protein of 291 amino acids.
AUGAAUACGACUAGCAACACAAGGAAGAAGGGGGAAACAUCGGAAAAUGCAUCAAACGGGAGCAAAGUUGAGAAAGCACAGCAAGCUAGUGGGAAAGGUUCUAUCUUGGACAAUUUUGACAUAGCCAAGGUAUCGAAUGCUGGGUUUAAAUUGGAGUAUGUUGCACCUGAAGUGUAUGAUGAAUCGCCUGUAUGUGAAAUAGAUUUUGAAGAUAUAAAUACAGAAUUAGCGUAUUGGAAGAAUGCGAUUGUAUGCUAUAUCUUAGGAUCGUACCUACUGAUUACCAUUAUGAAUGGCUAUGUGCGCAGAAUACGGGGUAACCAUGAGGUUGAUAAGGUCUCUAUGCUGAAAAAUAGAAUUGUAUUGGUGCACUUUGACACCAUCGAGGGGAAGAAUGUGGUGCUGCAAGGGGGAAUCUACCAUUUCGAUAGCAAACCAGUUAUUGUCAAAGCUUGGAAUCCAGACAUGGAAUUUUCUAAAGAGGUACUGAGCACGUUUCCAAUAUGGGUCAAACUUCCCGGUUUGGAAUUCAAAUACUGGAGUCUGAAAGGCUUAAGUAAGAUUGGUAGCUUAAUUGGUAAGCCAUUAAUGGUGUAUAAUCACACAGAAAAUAAAAUGCGAUUGAGUUUUGCUAGAUUGCCUAUUGAGGUGAAAAUGGACACUACACUUCCAGAAAAGGUGUAUUUUGAGAAUGAGAAAGGACUGCUAAUGGAUCAAAGAGGGACUAUGACAGAGAUAGCAGAUUUCAAGCAUUGUAUUGAAAAUAGUGGACUAAUGGAGAUGUCGAAAACGGGAAACAGUUGGACAUGGAGGGUUGGACAUGGAGACGAUAGAAUAAUGUCAAAAAUUGAUUGGGUAUUCGUCAAUGCUGAUUGA